UUUAUUAUAAUGUCCAUUAAUAUCUUUUUUGAUAAACCUUGCUUAACUAUCUACAGGUACAUAAUUUUAAUGAUUAUAAUUAGAGGAGUAAUAAUUAUAUUUUCAUAUUUUGUAUAUCUUAUUAAUUUAGUAAAAGAAGGUAUUAAUAAAAUAAGUAUAAUUAUUAUUUAUUUAUAUAUAACUUUUACUCUAUUUAUAUCUUAUAUAAAAUUAACUAUUCUUUUUAUUGAAAAACUUUAGUUCAAUUAAUGAAAAUGAAUGAUGUUUGUUAACAAAAAUGUUUGUUUUUCCUAAUUUCUACAUUUUAAUCAUAAUGAUUUCUUUUGUAUUUCUAGUACUUUUUGUAUGUUCAAAAAUUUACUUUACAAGAAGAAAGAAGUCUCUUCGAAACAAAGAAC
Heterotrigona itama is the source of this 398-nucleotide messenger RNA. The record is from the annotation of a GenBank genome assembly. NCBI's taxonomy places the organism in Eukaryota, Metazoa, Arthropoda, Insecta, Hymenoptera, Apidae.